GGCAAGGCUCAACGGACUGUCUCUAUUGGUGGACAGUCCCAGUCCAAAAUCAAGCGGCAGUUGCUUACGUGCCUGCGGGUGGGCCACACACCCAUACUUCCUCUUGUACUCCACCCCUACCUACUGCCGUUCAUCUCUACACUCAUAUGUCGUCUCGUUCUUCGCCAUAAAAAUUCUCUCCUCUCCCGGAAAAUGUUUCCCGGCAGAGCUUUGUUUGCCGCACUUCUGUGUUUUUCUUUGACAAUUCAGCUGGGCGUGUCGUUCGCGCCUUUCAAUGUGAGCUACGAUCACAGAGCUCUCCUCAUCGAUGGCAAGCGGCGGAUGCUUGUUUCCGCCGGUAUUCAUUACCCUCGGGCCACUCCCGAGAUGUGGCCUGAUCUUAUUGCAAAGAGCAAGGAAGGUGGGGCAGAUGUUAUCCAAACUUAUGUAUUCUGGAAUGGGCAUGAGCCAGUUAGACGACAGUAUAACUUUGAAGGAAGAUAUGAUAUUGUCAAGUUUGUGAAGCUAGUGGGAUCUAGUGGGCUGUAUCUCCAUCUCCGCAUUGGUCCUUAUGUUUGUGCCGAAUGGAAUUUCGGGGGCUUCCCUGUGUGGCUACGUGAUAUCCCUGGUAUAGAAUUUAGAACAGACAAUGCACCAUUCAAGGAUGAAAUGCAGCGAUUUGUUAAAAAGAUAGUGGAUCUGAUGCAGAAGGAAAUGCUUUUCUCUUGGCAAGGUGGUCCAAUUAUCAUGUUGCAGAUUGAGAAUGAAUAUGGAAAUGUUGAAAGCUCAUUUGGUCAGAGAGGGAAGGACUAUGUUAAAUGGGCUGCUAGAAUGGCUCUUGAGCUUGAUGCUGGGGUUCCUUGGGUCAUGUGUCAGCAAGCUGAUGCUCCUGAUAUUAUUAUAAAUGCCUGCAACGGAUUUUAUUGUGAUGCCUUUUGGCCAAAUUCAGCAAACAAACCCAAACUCUGGACAGAGGAUUGGAACGGAUGGUUUGCAUCUUGGGGUGGAAGAACACCUAAGAGACCAGUUGAGGACAUCGCAUUUGCAGUUGCUCGGUUUUUUCAACGUGGAGGGAGCUUUCAUAAUUAUUAUAUGUAUUUUGGUGGGACAAACUUUGGCCGUUCUUCUGGAGGCCCAUUCUAUGUUACUAGUUAUGAUUAUGAUGCUCCCAUUGAUGAAUACGGCCUUCUGAGUCAACCUAAGUGGGGACACUUGAAGGAGCUGCAUGCUGCUAUAAAGCUUUGUGAACCUGCUCUAGUUGCUGUUGAUUCACCCCAGUAUAUCAAAUUGGGGCCCAUGCAGGAGGCACAUGUGUACCGUGUAAAGGAAAGCUUGUACUCAACUCAGUCUGGAAAUGGAAGCAGCUGCUCAGCAUUCCUUGCAAAUAUUGAUGAACAUAAAACAGCUUCUGUGACAUUCCUGGGUCAAAUAUAUAAAUUACCACCAUGGUCAGUGAGUAUAUUACCUGACUGCAGGACCACGGUUUUCAACACCGCCAAGGUUGGGGCACAGACUUCCAUCAAAACUGUAGAGUUUGAUUUGCCGCUUGUCCGAAACAUUUCUGUAACUCAACCCUUAAUGGUUCAGAAUAAAAUUUCCUAUGUACCAAAAACCUGGAUGACUCUGAAGGAGCCAAUAAGUGUUUGGAGUGAGAACAAUUUCACCAUCCAAGGUGUAUUGGAGCAUUUAAAUGUGACAAAGGACCAUUCCGAUUACCUAUGGCGCAUCACCAGAAUAAAUGUGUCUGCUGAAGACAUCUCAUUUUGGGAGGAAAACCAAGUUAGCCCAACACUUUCAAUUGAUAGCAUGCGUGACAUCUUGCACAUUUUUGUUAAUGGCCAGCUUAUAGGCAGUGUCAUUGGUCAUUGGGUCAAGGUGGUGCAGCCAAUUCAGUUAUUGCAAGGAUACAAUGAUUUAGUGUUAUUAUCUCAGACAGUGGGUUUGCAGAAUUAUGGUGCCUUCCUUGAGAAAGAUGGAGCAGGGUUUAAAGGCCAAGUUAAAUUGACCGGAUUUAAAAAUGGGGAAAUUGACCUCUCAGAAUACUCAUGGACUUACCAGGUUGGACUAAGGGGCGAGUUCCAGAAAAUCUAUAUGAUAGAUGAAAGUGAGAAGGCAGAAUGGACUGAUUUGACGCCUGAUGCAAGUCCAUCGACAUUUACUUGGUACAAGACAUUCUUUGAUGCCCCUAAUGGGGAAAACCCAGUUGCCCUUGAUUUGGGAAGCAUGGGAAAAGGCCAGGCCUGGGUCAAUGGCCAUCAUAUAGGAAGAUAUUGGACUCGGGUGGCCCCAAAGGAUGGAUGUGGCAAAUGUGAUUAUCGUGGACACUAUCAUACAUCCAAGUGUGCAACAAAUUGUGGAAAUCCUACUCAGAUAUGGUACCACAUACCACGGUCAUGGUUACAGGCAUCAAACAACUUACUUGUCCUCUUCGAGGAAACAGGAGGAAAGCCAUUUGAGAUUUCAGUCAAGUCCCGUUCUACCCAAACUAUCUGUGCUGAAGUGUCGGAGUCCCACUACCCAUCUCUCCAAAACUGGUCCCCUUCAGAUUUCAUAGAUCAAAAUUCAAAAAAUAAAAUGACUCCAGAAAUGCACUUGCAAUGUGAUGAUGGUCACACAAUCUCCUCCAUAGAAUUUGCUAGCUAUGGAACUCCUCAAGGUAGCUGCCAAAUGUUUUCCCAAGGCCAAUGCCAUGCACCCAAUUCAUUGGCCCUGGUAUCCAAGGCUUGCCAGGGAAAAGGGAGCUGUGUCAUCAGAAUUUUAAACUCUGCAUUUGGAGGUGACCCAUGUCGAGGCAUUGUUAAGACAUUGGCUGUUGAGGCUAAAUGUGCACCAUCAUCAACUACCAGUUCCUCUCAGCUCUGAAGGGGUAUGCAAUUUCAUUCAAUCAAAAGAAUUACAGCCUUCAGCCUAAUGCCCAACAACAUAGCCUUUCUUCCAUGGGAGCUUGUCCAUAUGUACAUGGUUGCUGUGAUGGAACCUGGAGCAGGUUCUAUCUUGUUCUUCUGUUUUAGGGCAGUGUAUGACUAUUGAUAAUGAGUGCUUGUCUGAUGACUUGAGUGUGUGUAUAUGAAAUAAGAAUGCAGCCAGAAUUUCUAUGGUUGACUUGUAUGUUUAUAUGCGAAAUAAGAAUGAAGUCAAAUCCUUCUACAA
Molecule: messenger RNA, 3129 nt
Organism: Vitis vinifera (wine grape)
Lineage: Eukaryota; Viridiplantae; Streptophyta; Magnoliopsida; Vitales; Vitaceae
Product: beta-galactosidase 9
Exons: 19
Coding region: 193-2841 (882 amino acids)
Biological process (GO): carbohydrate metabolic process
Cellular component (GO): vacuole; cell wall
Molecular function (GO): carbohydrate binding; beta-galactosidase activity
Source: RefSeq, a predicted model, not a curated record